GUUCGACGUGAUCGUGGUGGGCGCGGGCAUAAUGGGCAGCUGCGCGGCGCACGCGGCGGCGGCCCGGGGCGCGAGCGUGCUCCUGCUCGAGCGCUUCGACCUGCUACACCAGCGCGGCUCGUCGCACGGCGAGUCCCGUAUCACCCGCCCCACCUACACGCGGCCGCAGUACCCGCCCAUGGUCCGCCUCGCGCACCGCCUCUGGGACGACGCCCAGCGCGACGCCGGGUACGCCGUCCUCACGCCCACCCCGCACUUCAACCUGGGGCCACGGGACGAUCCGGCCUUCCUAGCCGCCGUCACUAACGGCAGCGCCACCGAGCUCGUGCCGUCGUCGGCGGAUGCACCGGCGUGGGCGGAAGCUUUCAGGGUGCCACAGGGGUGGGCGGCGGCCAGAAGCGAGCUGGGCGGUGUGAUAAAGGCGACCAAGGCGGUGGCCAUGUUCCAGGCGCUCGCCGGCAAGAUGGGCGCCGUCGUGAGGGACAGGGCGGAGGUGGUCGACGUCGCCAGGAAGCAAGAGGGAACAACGAUCGUGGUGAAGACAUCGAGCGGCGAGGAGUUCCACGGCGGCAAGUGCAUCAUCACGGUGGGCGCGUGGGCGAGCAAGCUGUUGAAGUCCGUCACCGGCACCGACCUGCCGGUGCAGCCGGUGCACACCCUCGUCUGCUACUGGAACGUCAAGCCCGGGCGCGAGCACGAGCUGACUGCGGAGGCCGGAUUCCCGACGUUCGGGAGCUACGGCGACCCCAGCUUCUACGGCACGCCGUCGAUGGAGUACCCUGGCCUGAUCAAGAUCUCCAAGAGCGGCGGGCCGCCGUGCGACCCAGACGGCAGGGACUGGGCCAUCGGCACCGGCGCGGGGGAGAUGGCGGAGCUCGUGGCGCGGUGGAUCGACGAGGUGAUGCCGGGCCACGUGGACACCACCGGCGGGCCGGUGAUCUGCCAGCCGUGCAUCGCCGCCCCUGCUCCCGACGAGGACUUCGUGCUUGACUUCCUGGACGGGAAGGAGUUCGGGAGGGACGUGGUGGUCGGCGCAGGGUUCUCCGGUCACGGGUUCAAGAUGGGCCCCGCCGUCGGGAAGAUCCUCGCCGAGAUGGCGUUGGACGACGAGUCAGGGACGGCGGCGGAGGCCGGCGUGGAGCUCCGUCACUUCAGGAUCGGACGGUUCGAGGGAAACCCGAUGGGGAACGCCAAGAGUCACUGAGGUGAAAAUGGCCGUCGUUUCACUGUGGCUGCGUGUAAUGCCGAUUGCUCUCUGCAGUGGUACAACUGCACUAUGUGCAACUUUAAUGUGUUAUUUUUCUCCUUUGAAGAAAUAUACGUAUUUAUAUGAGCUUUCGGAGAGUGAAGUGACACCGGCACGUACGAUCUUGAUGUAGAUGUCGGCAAAAUUUCAUGUUUUGACCCUUUUCUAAAAGUUAAUCGAGAUCUGAUCCUAGUCUGUAAAAAUUUCAGGAUCUGACAUUUUUGCUACCGUCAGGGUUAUGGUGGUAGGGUGUAACAGCUUACCGCCA
Molecule: messenger RNA, 1514 nt
Organism: Triticum aestivum (bread wheat)
Lineage: Eukaryota; Viridiplantae; Streptophyta; Magnoliopsida; Poales; Poaceae
Product: probable sarcosine oxidase
Exons: 3
Coding region: 32-1204 (390 amino acids)
Molecular function (GO): sarcosine oxidase activity; flavin adenine dinucleotide binding
Source: RefSeq, a predicted model, not a curated record